CCUCCUCCUCUCCCCUCUCUGUCUCUAAUUGGUCAGCCUCUGACAGGAUUACACGAGUUUCCUCAAUUGAACACAGUCAAGUUAAACGCUCGGACAUCCUGCUGGAGACUCUCACGCUUUUGGCUCUAAACAAGACAAAACUGUGUCCACAGUGACUUUUCUCCGACAGUGGCUCAGAUGUGUGUGGAUGACAUUAGAGGACAAGUCUGCGCUGUGAUAUCAGGAUUAAAUGUUGCCUGUGCUGAUGGUCGCUGCUGCUGCUGCUGCUGCUGUAACACUAAUGACUAAUGUGGUGUCUUUACACACGUCCGCAUUUCACUGAAGCUGCCCGUCAACUUUCUUUAGUUUAGACCGCAAGUCGUCAUGAUGACUCGGAUUUUCUGGGAUACAAUUUUUCUCAUAAGCGGUACUUUUAGUAUGUCUGUGGUACUCAACGGUUCCCUCUUUACAUUUGGAGCAGGGCCGAGCAACUCCACGAUUAUUGAAGCCAGCAUUUCUAUCGAUACAAGCUCCACCGCUGCUCCCAGCACCUCAACCAGCAGCUCUGCGGCGACCAGCAGCAGGAGCACAACGGCCACAACUAUUGCAUCUGCUGCAACAACGAGCAUCCUGACAGUUAGAGGUUCCCUCUUUACAUUUGUAGCUGAGCCGAGCAACCCGACAGUUACUGAAGCCAGUGUGUCCAUUGAUACAAACUCCAGCGCUGCUCCAAACACCUCAACAAGCAGCUCUGCAGCACCCAGCAGCAGCAGCAGGAGCACAACUACCACAACUACUGCAGCUGCUACAACAACCAGUGUCCCUCCAGUUAAAAAGUUCGUGGCAGCGGCUGUUCGGUCUCAUUUUGAUGACUGUCCAGACUCCCACCGCCAUUUCUGCUUCCAUGGCACAUGUCGCUUCCUGAUACUGGAGGAGACGCCUGCAUGUGUGUGUCAUCAAGGCUUUGUUGGGAUGAGGUGUGAGCAUGCAGACCUGCUGGCUGUAGUAGCGACUAAUCACAGACAACAGACAGUUGCCACAGUGCUGGUGUUGUGUGUGAUUGGCUGUGUUCUCAUCAUGGUGUUGUGUACACUUUUACAUUGCUGGUGGAGGCAGGACUGUCGCAGGCGGAGCCAUGCACAUCACUACGUCCCAGAGAAGCAUGGAGCAUCCUGCCAUCCUUCUGAGAGCGUGGUUUGAGAAGACAUCAUGCUGAAACACAAGCUGUUUGCAUCAUGGCGUGUUUAGUUUUCCUUAUCUGUCUGGCCCACAAAUCCUCAGGAUUUCAUCCAAAGUGGUAUUCACAUGUUCUGAUCACGCAGACCAGCCCAGAGGUGAAGAAGCAUCACCACCAACCUGGCUGAGGUAGGCCUGCUUGAUGUGGACGGUUAAAUGUUCCAGGACACUUUUUUCCCACUGACUGGGACUUCUGCAGCCGAGGAACAUGUUUACUUGACUCUUUGACUUAAUGGAGAUACACACAGAACAGUCUGUUUGAAGCUCUGAGGAUGAAGCUGCUGCCAAAUCCUACAUGCGAAGAGCUCCGCGUGUGUCCUGGUUACUGUUUAUGGCUGGCCCUAGAGGAUGCGAGAGACGAUCUAUGAGGCCAUUAAUCAUCCUGAGUGG
Molecule: messenger RNA, 1605 nt
Organism: Epinephelus fuscoguttatus (brown-marbled grouper)
Lineage: Eukaryota; Metazoa; Chordata; Actinopteri; Perciformes; Serranidae
Gene: tgfa
Product: transforming growth factor, alpha
Exons: 8
Coding region: 364-1179 (271 amino acids)
Biological process (GO): positive regulation of cell population proliferation; epidermal growth factor receptor signaling pathway; positive regulation of mitotic nuclear division
Source: RefSeq, a predicted model, not a curated record